This is a messenger RNA of Salvia miltiorrhiza (redroot sage), 2185 nucleotides long. Its product is annotated as L-type lectin-domain containing receptor kinase S.4-like. The record is from RefSeq and is a predicted model, not a curated record. Gene Ontology annotation, molecular function: ATP binding; carbohydrate binding; protein kinase activity. Bases 1 to 2016 code for a protein of 671 amino acids. Lineage: Eukaryota; Viridiplantae; Streptophyta; Magnoliopsida; Lamiales; Lamiaceae. Gene Ontology annotation, cellular component: plasma membrane. The transcript is spliced from 2 exons. Gene Ontology annotation, biological process: protein phosphorylation.
AUGGCGACCUUCGUCCUCCUCUUCCUCCUCCUUCUCUCUCUCUACGCAUCCCCGUCUUCAUCCCAGCUCGACGAAUUCUGCUACACCGGCUUCCACCACUCCAAACCAAAUCUAACCCUAAACGGCGCCGCGCUGAUCCAAAAAUCCGGCGUCCUGCAGCUCACAAACGAGACCAGCAGAUUGAAAGGCCACGCAUUCUAUCCAUCGCCGAUUCAAUUCAAAAAUUCAACCACCAAAACCGUCUCCUCCUUCUCCACGUCCUUCGCCUUCUCCAUCCACCCAGAGUACCCCAAACUCGGUGGCCACGGCUUCGCCUUCACGGUCGCGCCGAACAAACAGCUCAGCUCGUCUCUCCCGAGCCAGUACCUCGGCCUUCUCAACUCCACCGACGCCGGAAACUUCUCCAACCACAUCUUCGCCGUCGAGUUCGACACCGUCCAGGACUUCGAGUUCGGCGACAUCAACGACAACCACGUUGGCGUCGACGUCAACAGCUUGGUGUCCAACGCCUCCGCCGCCGCCGCCUAUUUCAGCGACGAUUCGGCGAAACACGAUCUCAAUCUCAAGGGCGGCACGCCUCUUUUCGCGUGGAUCGAAUACGAUUCCGCCGCGAAUCUCGUCAACGUGACUCUGUCGCCGACCUCUUCGAAACCUAAAAUCCCCAAUCUCUCCUUCCCGAUCGAUCUGUCUCCGAUUUUUCACGAUCAAAUGUACGUCGGAUUCUCUGCUUCGACCGGUCUGCUAGCGAGCUCCCAUUAUGUUUUAGGCUGGAGCUUCAAAAUGAUGGGGGAAUCCAAACCCCUAAAUUUGGCUUCCUUGCCGUCGGCGCCGGGAAUUAAGAAGAAGAAAACCAAAUUAAUCGUAAGCCUCUCGGUUGCUUCCUUUGUUUUCGCAUCAUCUUCAAUCCUGCUUGCUCUUUUCCUGUUACGAAAAUUCAAAAAUCGCGAAAUAAUCGAAUCGUGGGAGCUGGAGAUCGUCCCACACAGAUACAAGUACCAAGAGCUGAAGCAAGCCACCAAAAAUUUCAAAGACAGCGAGCUUCUCGGAAGCGGCGGAUUCGGCCGAGUUUACAAAGGCACGCUGCGGAACCCUAAAAUCGAAGUCGCCGUGAAGCGCGUGUCGCACGACUCGAAGCAGGGGAUCCGCGAGUUCGUCUCGGAGAUAUCGAGCAUCGGCCGCCUCCGCCACCGGAAUCUAGUGCAGCUGCAGGGCUGGUGCAGGUGCGGCGGCGAUCUCCUAUUGGUGUAUGAUUUCAUGCCCAAUGGGAGCUUAGAUCGGUACUUGUUUGAUACGUCAAAAUGCGUAUUAAGUUGGGAGCAGAGGUUCAAGAUCAUCAAAGGCGUCGCAUCCGGCCUUCUCUACUUGCACGAAGGCUACGAGCAAAUCGUGCUUCACAGAGACGUCAAGGCCAGCAACGUGCUGCUCGACGCCGACAUGAACUGCCGCCUCGGCGACUUCGGCCUCGCCAAGCUCUACGACCACGGGUCGAACCCGGGGACAACCCGGGUCGUGGGGACGUUGGGGUACAUCGCCCCGGAGCUGCCGCGGACGGGACGGUCCACAACAAGCUCUGACGUGUACGCGUUCGGGGCUCUGAUGCUGGAGGUGGCAUGCGGGCGGAGGCCAAUCGAGUCGAGGUCGGGGCCCGACGAGCUAGUGUUGGUGGACUACGUGUGGAAGAAGUGGAAAGAGGGGAGGAUUCUUGAUGUGGUGGAUGAGAGGAUGAAUGGUGAUUAUGAUAAGGGUGAGGUUGUGAUGGUGUUGAAGCUGGGGCUCAUGUGCUCCAGCUACCAACAAUCGGCGAGGCCGAGUACGAAGCAACUCGUGAGCUAUUUGGAUCGGGAGAUCGAGGUCGCCGAUGUCGGGAGGGCGACGGGAUGCCCUCCCGACGAGAGGGGUUUCGAGGAUUAUUUGAAUUCGUACGCAUCUUCUUCGUUCGACAAGAGCACCAACGGGGAUAGAAGUUUUAUGUCAAUUUCUACUUCGCCUAUCACAACUUUAGGAGAGCCUAGAUAGUGUGAUUUUUUUGUUCUCUUUUGUCACGAAAUUAGUUCAAAGAGAAGUGUUUGAUACUUCAAUUUAAUAGCACUCGUGUCUCUAAGAGAACAUCAAAACGGCAUAAAUUUUAGUCUCUAAACAAUUAAAUCUAGAAUUAAAAUUCAAAUGCUCAGUCAUUUUCGAAUGA